GUGCAAAACGAGAGAGAGGAGAGGAGUUUCUUGUUUUCAUUUUCCUAUUUAUAAAUGGAUAAAUUCUAAUCACCAAAACUUCAAAGCUUGCAAACUCUUCUUUCCCUCCCUCUCUCAUCUUGCAUUGUUUGCAGCCUAGUGGCUCAAAGAUCUGUUUGGUUUCCAGAGAAAAACUGGGUCUACCAUUGUAACGUUUACAAUCUUUAUUCCCAACUUCUCUGGAAAUCUAAAUCGAGCGUUUACAUUUUUUGUACUCUACUCUUAAAUUUUGGCCAUAAAAAUCUUUUGUUCUUCAAGUGUUUGAGGUUUUGAUUAGAAGAAGUGAUUAAGGAACUUGAGUGAGUGAGUGUUCAUUGAAUGCUAACAGUAGCAUAAUAGCUCUCAUGGAAGGUGAGAAAGUUGUGGAGCUGAAGGACCAUAGCAAUGAAGUGGUGGUCUCCAUUUUGGGUAUUGAAGAAACUUUGAGGACAGACAAGCAAAGUGAGGGUUUUAAGGGUUUCACAUCAUUAGAAUCUGAAUCACCCUCUUAUUCAAAAAACAUUACCCCAAUUGGGUCUUCUCCUAAUUCUGGGUUAACGGAGCUUCAAAGUCUCAAAGCCAGAGUCCAAAUAUCCACACUUUCAAGCUCUUCUUCUCCAGAGAUAACUAAGUCAAGUCCUACCCCAAACAAGCCUCCAAAAAUCCCAGAAGAAGCUAGUAGUAUUACUCCACGAAGGUCACUUGCACAGUCUGCUUAUUUCAAGCCGAAAUCAAGAUUAUUGGAGCCAUCUUAUCCUAGCUAUUCGCAUUUGGUUGAAGAGAAUAGCCAAUUGUCACAUUCAAGCUCACCUUAUAGGAAUUCGCCUCUCAAAACCAAAGCCAGUACUCCUAAAGAAAAUGUCAGGUCAACCCCAAUUACUCCAAGAACACCGCUGCUUCCUUCACCAGGAGAGGAGGAGGAGGAUGAUGAAGAUGUCUAUAAGACUUCAAAUCUUAAAUUCGAUGAGAAAGUGGGCAAGAAAUUGAAGGUCAUGGUUUUACUGGAGUGGAUUGCAUUUGUAUGCAUAAUGGUUGUUUUAAUUGCUAGCUUAACUGUUGACAAAUUGCAGCAUCAUACAGUUUGGAGUUUGGAAAUUUGGAAAUGGGGUGUGCUGGUAUUGGUAAUUUUUUGUGGCCGAUUGUUUACCGAAUGGUUUAUCAAUGUUAUAGUUUUCUUGAUUGAAAGGAACUUUCUCCUUAAGAAGAAGGUUCUGUAUUUUGUUUAUGGCUUGAAAAAGAGUGUUCGGCUUUUCAUUUGGUUGGGUUUGGUUCUUCUGGCUUGGGUUCUGUUGAUAAACCGGGGGGUCAAGCGAUCAAGGAAAACUACCAGAAUUUUGAAUUAUAUCACAAGGGCUUUGGCAUCUAGUCUUAUUGGGGCAAGUAUAUGGAUGCUGAAGACUUUACUCAUAAAGCUAUUAGCUUCUUCUUUUCAUGUCACAAGAUUCUUUGACAGGAUUCAAGAAUCUAUAUUUCAUCAGUAUGUUCUUCAGAGCCUUUCAGGGCCUCCUUUGAUGGAAUAUGCAGAAAGGGUUGGCAGUGCAAGGAGUGGUGGCCAAUUGAGUUUCAAGAAUCUGAAGAACGGAAAACAAAUGGAGAAAGAAGAGGUGAUUGAUGUAGAGAAGCUUUAUAAGAUGAAACAAGAGAAGAUUUCUGCGUGGACCAUGAGAGGGUUGAUUACAGUGAUUCAGGGUUCAGGGCUGUCAACCAUUUCCGAUGCACUCGAGGAGAGUGUUGAUGAUGAUGGCAUUGAGCAAAAAGAUAAGGAGAUUACUAGUGAGUGGGAAGCAAAGGCCGCUGCUUUUCGAAUUUUUAAAAAUGUAGCAAAGCCAGGUCACAAGUAUAUUGAUGAGGAGGACCUCUUGCCUUUCAUGAAAAAGGAGGAAGUGGAUAACAUGCUUCCAAUGUUUGAGGGGGCAGCAGCGACCGGAAAAAUUAAGAAAUCAUCUUUAAGGAAUUGGGUGGUGAAUGUCUACAAUGAACGGAAAGUACUGGCUCAUUCCCUGAAUGAUGCUAAAACAGCCAUUGAGGAGCUGAACAAAAUUUCAUCAGGAAUUAUACUUGUGGUAAUCAUUAUUGUGUGGUUACUUUUGAUGGGAUUUGCAACAACCGAAGUGCUUCUUUUUAUUGGAUCUCAGCUUUUACUCUUGGCAUUUAUGUUUGGCAACACCUGUAAGACUGUAUUUGAAGCCAUCAUAUUUGUAUUUGUGAUGCACCCGUUUGAUAUAGGGGAUCGUUGUGUCAUUGAUGGGGUACAGAUGAUCGUUGAAGAGGUGAACAUUUUGACCACAAUCUUCUUGAGAUAUGACAAUGAGAAGAUAAUCUAUCCGAAUUCAGUUUUGGCUACCAAACCAAUCAGCAAUUUUUAUCGAAGUCCAGAGAUGAGUGAUUCUGUGGAGUUUUCUGUUGAUGUUUCAACUUCAGCUGAGAGUAUUAUGGGUCUAAAAGCUAAAAUAAAAGCGUACUUAGAGAGCAAGCCUCAGCAUUGGCGUCCAAACCACAGUGUGCAAGUUAAGGAGAUUGAGGAUGUUAACAAGAUGAAAAUGGGUCUCUACGUUACUCAUACCAUAAACUUUCAGAAUUAUGGGGAGAAGAGCAACCGACGAUCUGAGCUAGUAUUUGAACUAAAGAAAAUCUUUGAGGAGCUUGGUAUCAAAUAUCAUCUUCUUCCUCAAGAAGUUCAUGUCAGCUAUGUUGAGUCUAAAGGCCCAACAUUUACAAAUGCUUCACGGUGAUGAGCAUUGUGCUAGGAUGAGAAUAUUCCUACUCUCUCUGGCAAGUAUGUGCCUUCACUCUGUACUUCUAGACUUCAGGUUAUUCAAUCAAGCUCUACUUGCUAAAAAAAUGUUGGUGACUUGUGACUUGAAACCUUCUUGUUGCAAAAUUUACUCCCUAAAUGCUCUUCAUCCUAAUCCUCAAUCAUCUUAGGCAUGGAAAAUCCUACUUUAGGGCUGUAAUCUUAUAAAGCUAGAUUCUAAAUAGUGUGUUGGCAAUGGCAACAACAUUCAAAUGUAUGAGGAUAGAUAGAUCCCAGGUGUAGACAAACCUCUGCAUAAAGAAUAUCCUCUUCCCUGGAGGUGGUAUUCAAAUUUAUUUCUUUUCUUUU
Messenger RNA from Camellia sinensis, 3121 nucleotides. RefSeq names its product mechanosensitive ion channel protein 10. Gene Ontology annotation, molecular function: mechanosensitive monoatomic ion channel activity. The record is from RefSeq and is a predicted model, not a curated record. Gene Ontology annotation, biological process: monoatomic anion transport; detection of mechanical stimulus; transmembrane transport. Gene Ontology annotation, cellular component: plasma membrane. Lineage: Eukaryota; Viridiplantae; Streptophyta; Magnoliopsida; Ericales; Theaceae.